Molecule: messenger RNA, 1557 nt
Organism: Capronia epimyces CBS 606.96
Lineage: Eukaryota; Fungi; Ascomycota; Eurotiomycetes; Chaetothyriales; Herpotrichiellaceae
Exons: 3
Coding region: 1-1557 (518 amino acids)
Biological process (GO): transmembrane transport; carbohydrate transport
Cellular component (GO): membrane
Molecular function (GO): carbohydrate:proton symporter activity
Source: RefSeq, a predicted model, not a curated record
AUGCCAGAGGUUCGUGGUCGAAACCUUUAUCGCUUGAUGAAGUUCAUAUGUGGAACAUCAUUCAUGAUGUAUGGGUACGACGCUGGCGUCUUGGGCGGCGUCCUCCUCCAUCAGCCAUUUAUAGACGCAAUCGGAUUGGAGGGCACAGGCCAAUACACGAUUCCCAUGAUCUCCAGCUCUUACAGCCUUGCGGCAUGCGUGACCUCGGUUGUCGUGGGAUUCUUUGCCUUUAGAAUCGGUCGACGCGGAACAAUCAUCAUGGGGAACAUCGCAGCCAUCAUCGGCACGAUUAUCCAGAGUUCAUCAUAUAGUAUCGCCCAGCUCAUUGUGGGCAGAUGCUUCACCGGUUUCGCGAUCGGAUGUGUCUCCUCAGCCGUCCCUACCUACUUGGCUGAAACUGGUAUUGAUGUUGGCGACAGAGGCCCUGCUAAUGCGUUCAAUGCUAUCAUGUUGAUCGGUGGAGUGCCUGUGGCGUACUGGGUUGAUUAUGGAUUUACCAAGAUGCAGAACCAGAUCUCGUGGCGGCUGCCAAUCGUCUUUCAGGCCAUCUUCGCUGUCGUCAGUGGAGGGUGUAUGUUGUUCCUUCCCGACACUCCUCGCUGGUAUUACGCCCGCGAUCGCUUUGAUGAAGGCGAUGCCGUUCUUGCUCGUCUAAUCGAUACUCCAUCCACAGAUGACCCUCGAAUUCACGAGGUAAGAAGGGAUAUCUUGCUAGCUAUCGAGUCUGAACUGGAGGCCAAUGCCAGUCUUCACUGGCGCCAAUUUAUCACCAUGGGAAUCAUCGACCACACUCCGCUCAAGAUUAUCAGAAGACUGGUUAUUUGCUUUUGGUUUCCCUUCAUACGAGAGUGGAUGGGAUCUUCAUUGAUGGCUUUCUACAGUGCUAUUAUCCUCAAAAACACAGGAGCGAGUCUGGGUUUAAUUUCGCUGCUCAGCGGAGUUCAGAACAUUAUAUUUGCCUUGGGAUGUGUGCCUCUCUACUAUACUAUCGAGCGCACUGGCCGGCGCACGAUACUUCUCUAUGGGGCCAUGCUUAUGAUUGUGCUCAUGGUCAUCUUCAUUGUCCUAGUGGCCAUCCCGCAGAACUCGGCCAUUAGUUGGGCCUCUAUCGCCCUCCUCUGGUUCUACCUCUUCGUCAUGGGCUACGCCUACCAAGGCACAGUAUGGCUUUACUGCGCUGAGAUCUCGCCACUGGAAUAUCGCCAUAUCGGGGGAGCCGCCACCUCCACCGGUGAAUGGCUGGGCACUUUUUUGAAUGUGUUUGUUGGUCCGAUUGGCUUUGAUAAUUGCGGAUGGAGGUAUUGGUUCUGGGUGCUGAGCGGGAAUCUCAUCGCGCUUCCCUUUGUCUAUUUCUUAUGUCCGGAGACUGGCGGGAAGACGCUGGAACAGGUCGAUUACCUCUUUUCAAAAACAGGAGUACCGGCAGAGAUUGCCAAGGGUCAGCACACUGAGGAAGCAUGGAUUGAGAAGGUCGAUGAAGAGAAGAAAUCUGCAGAAGCGGUCACAGUAAGUGUGAAUGCACAGAGUUCUGGGAUUCCUCGGAGAGUAGAAAGGUAG